GAGACCGAAAUGGUAUGCGUGGAAAGGGUUAGGGAGUACUCGGAGUUGAACUCAGAGAAGAGUUGGCAAUCGACCGAUGCGUACAAACCAUCUGAUGAUUGGCCGACCAGUUUUUCAAUUGAUUUUAUCAAUUAUAGCGCUUCUUAUAGACCAGGACUCGAACCGGUGCUCAAAGAACUCAACUUUAGGAUAGAGUCGGGAGAGAAGGUGGGAAUAGUUGGCCGAACCGGUGCCGGCAAGUCGUCCAUUACGUUGGCUUUGUUUCGCAUAAUUGAGCCAACAUUUGGUCAGAUAAUGAUCGAUGGCGUGGAUGUGACUCGUAUUGGUUUACACGACUUGAGAUCAAAGCUAACAAUUAUACCACAAGAACCCAAUCUCUUCGCCGGAACCCUAAGACUCAAUUUGGAUCCGUUUGAAGAAUAUUCUGACCAACAGUUGUGGACAGCACUGGAAAGGGCGCACUUAAAAGACUACAUAAGCGGUACAUCCGAUGGUCUGUCGCAUGAGAUCAGUGAAGGCGGUGACAAUUUGAGUGCAGGUCAGAGACAAUUGGUUUGUUUGGCGAGAGCUCUGUUGAGGGACACGAAGAUCCUGGUGCUCGACGAGGCGACCGCUGCCUGCGAUCUGCAAACCGAUUCAUUAAUUCAGACAACAAUUGCUGAACAGUUCAGUGACUGCACU
Messenger RNA from Medioppia subpectinata, 681 nucleotides. The record is from the annotation of a GenBank genome assembly. NCBI's taxonomy places the organism in Eukaryota, Metazoa, Arthropoda, Arachnida, Sarcoptiformes, Oppiidae.